AGCUAAACUGCUAGCGGUAUUGUAUUGGUAUGGGAUGGAUUUGUUGCAUUUCGUAUGUUUUCUUAGCCUUUCUGGGUUUUUUCUGCAAUCUCGGAUUGAGCGCCGACAGUCUCAUACCCGGCGAACAGCUUACUCGAAACCGGACCUUAGUCUCCGCCGGCGGGAACUUCGCGUUAGGAUUCUUCCGCCCCGGAAACUCUUCUUCUUCCUUUCUCGGGAUUUGGUACAAUUCCAUCAACAAAACUGUGAUCUGGGUCGCUAACAGAGAAUCUCCGCUGCGUCAAGAUUCUGAAGCCGUUUUCACACUCGGGUAUGAUGGGAAUUUGCAGCUUUUGGAUGGCGGCAGAAGAAAUAUUAUAUGGUCAACGAAUAUCUCAGGCGGCGGCGGAGAAUCCAUGGCCGCCCAACUGCAAGAUACGGGAGAUCUUGUUGUGAAGCAGGGUGAGAGUACCGUUUGGGAAAGCUUCGAUGGCGACAGCGAUACGUUAAUGCCCGGGAUGAGGCUAAAGGUCCGGCGUAUGCAACUUAUUCAUUUGCUACAGAAAAUGACGAAGAAUAUUUCAGCUAUGGAUAUACUAACACCUCAAUUCAAUCAAGGUUCGUAUUGACACCCGAAGGUCGUGUUCAGUUUCUGUUGAGGCAAAAAGCAAGUGAUGAAUGGCAGAAACUGUGGGAGGCGCCAGCCACUGGCUGUGAAUUUUAUGCACACUGUGGUUCAUUUGGAAGCUGUAACCACUCG
Messenger RNA from Ipomoea nil (Japanese morning glory), 739 nucleotides. Its product is annotated as G-type lectin S-receptor-like serine/threonine-protein kinase At2g19130. The transcript has 2 exons. The record is from RefSeq and is a predicted model, not a curated record. Lineage: Eukaryota; Viridiplantae; Streptophyta; Magnoliopsida; Solanales; Convolvulaceae. The coding region runs from base 30 to 608 and encodes 192 amino acids.